Messenger RNA from Closterium sp. NIES-67, 238 nucleotides. Lineage: Eukaryota; Viridiplantae; Streptophyta; Zygnematophyceae; Desmidiales; Closteriaceae. The record is from the annotation of a GenBank genome assembly.
CAACUAUGACUGCAGCCGCAGUCGCAGCAGUUUCAGCAUCCCUUAUAUAUCUUCGGUCGUUCUCCUGCUCAGCAACCACAGCAAGUACAGCAACAGCAGUAUCAGCAACCACAGCAAAUACCGCAACAGCAACAGCAACAGCAACAACAACAGCAACAACAGCAACAACAGCAACAGCCAGGCAUUUUAUUUCAGCCUCCAAAUUUACUUAACAAUACUCAGAUCAAGACAACCGUAC